Molecule: messenger RNA, 5148 nt
Organism: Medioppia subpectinata
Lineage: Eukaryota; Metazoa; Arthropoda; Arachnida; Sarcoptiformes; Oppiidae
Source: the annotation of a GenBank genome assembly
AUGAAUCAAAUAGAUCUCAUUAGAGGUGAAACACCCGUUGAUAUCGCAGACAGAUGUUUGCAAUUAUGCAAAGAGUAUUUGUCAGACGUUUGGACACAACAAACGGUUGACACCAUUGAAGUGAGAAGAAUAUCCGGAGGAAUGACUAAUCAGUUGUAUUACUGCGGCAUUAAAAGUGCCGAUGGAGUGUCGACAACAGUUCCCCGAGAAGUGGCCGUCAGAUUGUAUGGACCGAAGUAUUUCAAUAACGAUGGGUUGGCUGAUGAGAGACUGACCGACAUUAUUAUUGGCUUAAUGGUGUCCCGGAAUGGAUUGGGUCCCAGAGUAUACGGUAUGUUUACUGGGGGACAGAUUCAAGCCUAUUAUAAACACCGGCAAUUCACAAAAGCAGAGCAAAAUAAUCCACAACUUGUGCGGCAAGUGUUUGAAGGGUUGGCUCGCGUGCACGCCAUGGAUGUGCCCACAAAGCGUGAGCACUGGUUCUUCAGAAAUGCUGACAAAUGGUAUAUUAGAGCGCAAAACAACGCCGAAACUCAAACCCUAAUAAAAGAACUCAAUUUAGAAACUUUGAAAACACAUUCACUGAAAGCGGAGAUGGAUUUUCUUAAACAAGUUGUGGACAAAUGCGAGAGUCCAAUGGUUUUCUGUCACAACGACUUCCGGAGCUCUAAUAUAAUGGUAUUGGAAGACAACGAUUGUAAUGCAAUUAUCGACAAAAAUAUUUUAUUUUGCGAUUACGAGUACUCGAGCUAUGGAUACCGGGGCCACGACUUUGGCACUCUAGUCAACGAAUGGGGCCGAUCUAUGGAGGACUUUAAAAAGCCACGCAUCUAUCCCGACAACUCCACUCUUUUGCCACUCAUUGAGAUGUAUGUAAAAGAGUCUCAACGAGUAUUAGGCAACAAAUUUUCAGAUAAUAAACUCAAUUCAGUCGAACACAUACUGAAAGAAAUGAAAAUAUUUGCUUUGGUUAUCUCGAUGUUUGGCGUUUUGUUUUGCCUCAAACAAGACAGUCGUGAUAGAGAUGCUCUUGAUAUGGACAAGAAAUUGGCCAUGGUUGUAAAAGCAAAGAAAACACUGAAAGAGUUGAAAUCACUGGACGAACUGGACAUCGACCAUGUUGAUUUCACCCGAGGUGAUACACCCGUUGAUAUCGCCGACAGAUGUCUGCAAUUAUGCAAACAGUAUUUGUCGGGCGUUUGGACACAACAAACGGUGGACACGAUUGAAGUGAAACGGAUCACCGCAGGAAUGACUAAUCAGUUGUAUUACUGCGGCAUUAAGAGGGGGGCCGACGAAGUGUCGACACCAGUUCCACGAGAAGUGGCCGUCAGAUUGUAUGGACAGAAGUAUUACAAUAAUGGCGACACUGAGAACGAGAGGCUGACCGAUAUUGUUGUGGGUCUAAUGGUAUCCCGUAAUGGAUUGGGUCCCAGAGUGUACGGUAUGUUCACUGGGGGGCAGAUUCUGGCCUAUUAUAAGCACCGACAAUUUGAACUAGAUGACCAAAAUAAUCCACAACUCGUGAGACAAAUGAUUGAAGGGUUGGCUCGCGUGCACGCCAUGGAUGUGCCCACAAAACGCAAGCACUGGUUCUCCACUAUUGCUUACGAUUGGUAUCAAAAAUUACAAAAUAACUCUAAAACCCAAACACUGAUCAAAGAAGUCAAUUGCGAGGCAUUAAAAACACAUGAUUUGAAAGCGGAGAUCGAGUUUGUAAGUGAAUGGGCCGACAGGUCCGGGAGUCCACUGGUUUUCUGUCACAAUGACUUUAAAAGGGCUAAUAUAAUGGUAUUGAAGGACAAGGACUGCAACGACAAUAUUGAUGAAAAGGUAUUGUUUUGCGAUUACGAGUACUCGAGCUAUGGAUACCGGGGCCACGACUUUGGCACUCUGGUCAACGAAUGGGGCCGAUCUCUACAGGAUAUGAGGAAACCAUAUGUCUAUCACAAGGACUCCACUCUUAUACCAUUGAUUGAGAUCUAUGUAAAAGAAUCUCAACGACUAUUAGGCAAACGAUUCACUGAUAAUAAAGUGAAUUCAGUUCAACACAUACUAAAAGAAGUGAAAAUAUUUAGCCUGAUAUUAUUUGGUCUUAAAAACGACCCUGAUUCAUCCAACUCGAUUCAAAUCGACAUGAAAAUAAUCGUGACAAUAUUGACCAGAGGAGAGACUCCGGAAACAAUUAAAGACAAAUGUCUUGAGUUAUGCAAAGAGUAUUUGUCAGACAAUUGGAGACAACAAACGGUUGACACGAUUUCUGUGCGAAGAAUUACUGGCGGUUUGACUAAUCAAUUAUAUUACUGCGGAAUCACUUCGCCGUCCAUCGAGUCUACUGUAGCCCAAGAAGUGUGUGAACGUUUAAGUGAUGUGAUCACAGCUCUUAUGGUCUCUGAGAAUAAUUUGGGGCCAAAAAUAUACGGACUCUUCGAUGGCGGACAGAUUCAACACUUUUACCACGUCCGAAAAUUUACAGUUGAAGAACAGAAUAAUCCUAAACUAGUGGAGGAAUUAUUUAGAAAGUUGGCUCAAAUCCACGCCAUGGAAGCGCCUCUUCCUAAGAGAGAAUGGAUUCUUAAAGAGAUUGAUCUCCACUAUAAAGAAGCGUUCAAACGGUUCCCAAUCAAUGAAUUGAUUGAUAAAUACAAUUGCAAAACAUUGAAGGAAAAUAAUUUGAAAGUUGAGAUUCAAUGGCUUAAAGAGAUUAUCCCAAAAACCAAUAGUCCAAUAGUUUUCUCGCACAACGACUUGUGGAGCAAUAAUAUAAUGUUAUUAAACAAAGAGACCGAUUCCGGGGAUCACUUGGUUUUCUGUGACUUUGAGUUCUCGAGUUAUGGUAACAGAGGCUAUGAUUUUGGAUCGCUUUUGGGUGAAUGGGGUAGAGAUGUGUUUGAGAUAUUCAACGACCAGACAUUUAUUGCCGACCCUAUUGUCAAACAAUUACUACACUAUUAUAUCAGUGAAAAUGAGACCAUUUUUGGUGAGAGUUGGUCUCAAAAUGAGAACAAUUCAAUGGAUCAGCUCAUCAAAGAAGUCAAAAAUCUAGCUGAUGAACAAUUCAAGAAUUACUAUCUUUUAAAGAAACAAUUUAAUAAAAGCAGUGAAAUCUACUGUAACCAACUGUACCUAAAAUUUGAUGAACUCGUGAGAGGAGAGACUCCCGAAGAUAUCCAAGAAAAAUGUCUUCAAUUAUGCAAAGAGUAUUUGUCAGACAAUUGGAGACAACAAACGGUGGAUACGAUUUCUGUGCGAAGAAUUACCGGCGGUUUAAGUAAUCAAUUAUAUUAUUGCGGAAUCACUUCGCCGUCCAUCGAGUCGACUGCCCCUCAAGAAGUGGCCAUAAGAUUAUACGUCAACGAUGUCUAUAAGACUGUAGACAACAAUGGAUGUGAAGUAAUAAAAGAAAUAAAAAAUGAGCGCUUAAAUGAUGUGAUCGCGUCUUUUAUAAUGUCCACAAAUAAUUUGGGGCCAAAAAUAUACGGACUCUUCGAUGGCGGACAGAUUCAACAAUAUUACCAUAUUCAAAAAUUUACAGUUGAAGAACAGAAUAAUCCUAAACUUGUGGAGGAAUUGUUCCGAAAGAUGGCUCGAAUCCACGCCAUUGAAGCGCCUCUUCCUAAGAGUGAAUGGCUUCUCAAUAAAAUUGAUGUUCACUAUAAGGAGGCGUCCGAAAGUCCGAUAGUCUUUUCGCACAACGACUUGUGGAGCCCUAAUAUAAUGUUGUUAAACAAAGAGACCGAUUCCGGGGAUCAGUUGGUUAUCUGUGACUUUGAAUGGACGGCUUAUGGCAGUCGAGGCAUUGAUUUUGGAUGUCUUUUCGGAGAAUGGGGUCGAGAUUUGUCUGAAAUACAUAACGACCAGACAUUUGUUGCCGACUCUGUUGUCAAACAAUUACUACAACAUUAUAUCCGUGAAAAUGAAAUAAUUUUUGGCAAGAGUUGGUCUCAGAAUGAGAACAAUUUAAUGGAUCAGCUCUUGAGAGAAACAAAAAAUGACGAGACAAUUGACAGAUUGCCCAUGGAUAAACAACAAUUUAUGAAUUUAGCUGAAAGUCUAUUCAGGAAUUAUUAUCGUUUGAAGAAUCAAUUUACUUACAAGACAUAUAAAGUAAUAGGAGAGACUCCCGAAGGUAUUAAAGAAAGAUGUCUUGAGUUAUGCAAAGAGUAUUUGUCAGACAAUUGGAGACAACAAACAGUGGACACGAUUUCUGUGCGAAGAAUUACCGGCGGUUUAAGUAAUCAAUUAUAUUAUUGCGGAAUCACUUCGCCGUCUAUCGAGUCGACUGCCCCUCAAGAAGUGGCCAUAAGAUUAUACGGCAAAAAAGUGUACAAUAAUUUAGAGAGCAAUGGAUGCGAAAGAAUAACAGAUAUAAGGAUUGAGCGAUCAAUUGAUGUGAUCACAUCUCUUAUGGUUUCUGAGCAUAAUUUGGGGCCAAAAAUAUACGGACUCUUCGAUGGCGGACAGAUUCAACACUUUUAUCAUGUUCACAAAUUUACAAUCCAAGAGCAAAAUAAUGCCAAACUAGUGGAGGAAUUGUUCCGAAAGAUGGCUCGAAUCCACGCCAUGGAAGCGCCUCUUCCUAAAAAGGAUUGGAUUCUCAAUGAGAUUAAUCUGCUCUAUAAGGAGGCGUCCGAUAGGUUUUCAUUUGAAGAACUGUUUCAUAAAUACAAUUGUGAAACAUUCAAAGCAAAUGACUUGAGUGUUGAAAUCCAAUGGCUUAAAGAAAGCAUCCAUAAAGUCAAAAGUCCGAUAGUCUUCUCGCACAACGACUUGUGGAGCCCUAAUAUAAUGGUCCUAAACAAAGAGACCGAUUCCGGGGAUCAGAUGGUUAUCUGUGAUUAUGAAUCCUCGAGUUAUGGCUAUAGAGGUAUUGAUUUGGGCAGCCUUUUGGGCGAAUGGGGUCGACCGCUGUCCGCAAUCUUUGCCGACCAGGAAGUGGUCGCCGAUUCUAUCAUUUAUGGCGAGAGUUGGUCUCAAAAUAGCAACAAUUCAAUGGAUCAGCUCUUGAGAGAAACCAAAGUGUUUUCGUUGGCAAAUAAAAUGUUAAUACUAUUGAUUUGCCUGAAACAUGACGAAACAAUUGACAGCUUACCGAUGAAUAAACAACAAUAUAUGCUGAAAGUCUAUUCAGGAAUUAUUAUCGUUUGA